This is a messenger RNA of Paecilomyces variotii, 1225 nucleotides long. Its product is annotated as bifunctional GTP cyclohydrolase II/3, 4-dihydroxy-2butanone-4-phosphate synthase. The transcript has 3 exons. The coding region runs from base 186 to 896 and encodes 236 amino acids. The record is from RefSeq and is a predicted model, not a curated record. Gene Ontology annotation, biological process: riboflavin biosynthetic process; aerobic respiration. Gene Ontology annotation, cellular component: mitochondrial intermembrane space; cytosol. Gene Ontology annotation, molecular function: 3,4-dihydroxy-2-butanone-4-phosphate synthase activity. NCBI's taxonomy places the organism in Eukaryota, Fungi, Ascomycota, Eurotiomycetes, Eurotiales, Thermoascaceae.
CUCGUCUUCUGUGACUGUGAUUUGUGACUGUGACUCUGCUCCAGAAAAGCGCUCAAUUACUCUGCAGAUCACUGUUUAUUACGCCGGACUCUCAGCCCGUCUUAUUCCCUUCCUGUCACGAAUUCUUACCCACGACUCCUCGGUUCCCCGCUUGCGUGAGGGAAAGCCGAUCUCCUAACUACACCAUGCCUGCUGCUCCGGAUCUGCCUCUCCAAUUCGACUCCAUUGAGGAUACGAUACAAUCUUUCAAAAACGGAGAAUUCAUCGUGGUGCUCGAUUCCCAGGAUCGCGAAAAUGAAGGCGAUCUCAUCAUAGCUGCGGACUCCGUGACGGAUGCGAAGAUGGCUUUCUUAGUCCGCUAUACGAGUGGACUUAUCUGCGCGCCGAUCAGCCCUGAGCUCACAACCAAGCUAUCCUUGCCCCAGAUGGUUGUCGAGAACGCAGACCCGAAAGGAACCGCCUAUACCGUGUCCAUUGACUCGAGCGACCCCUCCAUCACGACCGGUAUCUCUGCGCAUGACCGCGCUCUUACCUGCCGCACACUUGCCUCUCCCGACGCUCGCCCCGACAGCUUCCGACGACCAGGCCACAUUAUCCCUCUCCGAGCACGACCAGGCGGCGUCCGGGAACGAACGGGUCACACCGAAGCUGCGGUCGAAUUCUGUCGAUUGGCAAACAAGCCCCUGGCGGCCGUCAUUGCGGAACUGGUCGAGGACGGCGAGGAAGUUGCCGGCGUGGCCGAACUCCGCGGCAACAACGGCAUGAUGCGCCGAGACAGCUGUUUAAAAUUCGGCAAGAAAUGGGGCUUGAAAGUCUGCACGAUCGAGGAUUUAGUGGAAUAUGUUGAGAAGAUCGAGGGAUCUGGCUCAAAUCCGGUCUUGAAUGGAAAGCAUUAAGUUUCUGUUUUCUAUGAAGGAAAUGGCGCGCUCUUAUAUAUUGAUAUAUAGAAUACUGAGAUGAUCUCUGGUAGAUCAAAUCAAAUGUGUAUUUGGUGUAUACUGUUCUAGGGGGGGCGGGUUAAAAUCAUCAUAUACAAGAAAAAAAAAUAAGAAGAAAGAGAAGACCAAAGAGUUGGCGAGAUGAGAUUUUUUUUUUCGCAUAUACGUUAUUACUUCAUCGUUUUAUAUAUAUUUUUCUUUUACAUAUACAGUACAUAUUCUCAUCUAUGUUCGCGUUGUCGACUUCAUGCAUCUUUCGACUACUCUUUUUCUCUCUCAUAAAUAGC